AUGCCCGUCUUUCCAUCUUCCUCUCAAUUAUACACUCGUUUAAAGGACACGAUUCCAGCGGUCCUGCCAUGGAAUCAAGGGGACUCUUCCGCGAAAGGCGAUCCUCGAAAGAGCGUCAAAUGGAUCGAUGGCUUUCGAGGAAUCGCCUCUUUCCUAGUAGUAUUAACACACCUCGCUCGCGCCUGGGACUAUAACCUCUUUUCUCCCCGAGACACCGAAGACGUCCCACCACGGAUCCUACAAUGGCCUAUCCUACGCAUCCCCUGGCAAGGUCGCAUCGGUGUCACUAUUUUCGCAUUUCUGACCGGCUAUGUCUGCUCGCUGAAGCCACUGAAGCUCUCUCGGGCCGGCGAUACAACCGCCGCCUUCACCACCAUCGCAAAAAGCGCGUUCCGACGACCUCCACGACUUAUUUUCCCGGCGACCAUCGCCUUGAUCAUCUCGUGGACUGUCGCCCAAUUCGGCGGAUUUAUUGUUGCCAAUCGGUCUGACUGCUGGUGGUGCCGUUAUGCAGCUCCAGACUUGGAAGACUCUCUGUGGAAAGAGAUUGUCCGGUUAGGGCAUAACUUUUUGUCGACGUGGACGACGGGGUAUAUGGCGUACGAUGACCACCAGUGGGCACUUUUGCCUUUAUUACAGGCUUCGAUGCUGGUUUACAUCCUUCUUUUCGUGACCAUGUUUAUGCAAUUCCGAUAUCGAAUGGCCGUUUACAUCGGGAUGCUGCUGUAUUUUCAUCAAGAUGCCGCGAAAGAUACUGAAACAUUCCAGAUGCAAGCUGUCUAUGGCACACUUCUCAGCGAUCUCUCUUAUACCACCGCCCUUAAGAACUGGGUGGAAAAUCAUCGUUAUGCUCGAAAGCUCAUCACCAUCCCACUCACGAUCGCGGGGCUCUUGAUCGCCUCCUACCCUGGUGAACACCCAGAAUGGAUGCCUUGGUCCAAUUUCAUGUUCGAAGUUUCACAGUACAUCUUCCCACCAGACAUCAAUGUCGGCAAGCGCUAUUCAGCCCUCGGCGUGGACCUCAUUAUCUUCGCAAUCUACCUAUCUCCCUCAACCAAAGAGUUUUUGGCCAAUAGACUACUGCUUUGGCUCGGGAAGCAAAGUUUCGCAGUCUACCUCAUCCACGGCACGAUGCUGCGCGUCGUCCUCUGCUGGAUGCUGUACGGAACUAGCGGCCAGCCCUGGGAAGGAGGCGAGGCCGGCACCGAUGAUGAGCGAGACUGGCUGCCGCUGCGUCCACCGUGGGUGGUUACCAUCAGUAUACCGAUAUGGAUUGGAUUGGUGUAUUUACUUGCAGCUGCUUGGACAGCAUAUGUCGAUCCGUUCUGUGCGUCUAUGACCGAGAAGCUGGAGCGAGCAGUUUUUGAAGAGGAUGAGAAUACGCCGUUGCCGUUGCCGGCGGUUUCGAUUCCUAUGCGAACUACAUGA
This is a messenger RNA of Penicillium canariense, 1428 nucleotides long. RefSeq names its product acyltransferase family protein. The transcript has 3 exons. Gene Ontology annotation, molecular function: acyltransferase activity, transferring groups other than amino-acyl groups. The coding region runs from base 1 to 1428 and encodes 475 amino acids. The record is from RefSeq and is a predicted model, not a curated record. Gene Ontology annotation, biological process: polysaccharide biosynthetic process. NCBI's taxonomy places the organism in Eukaryota, Fungi, Ascomycota, Eurotiomycetes, Eurotiales, Aspergillaceae. Gene Ontology annotation, cellular component: membrane.